CGAGCUCGCCCACGGCCGCCUCCCUCCCCGCGCCGCAAGGGGGCGCCCGCCGGCCCCUCCGCGGCGGCGGCGGCGGCGGCGGCAGCAGCGGCGGCGGAGGAAGAUGGCGGCGGCCGCCUCCGAGCAGCAAAGUUCUAACGGCCCGGUGAAGAAGUCUAUGCGAGAGAAGGCUGUGGAACGCAGGAACGUUAAUAAGGAGCACAACAGUAACUUCAAAGCGGGAUACAUUCCAAUUGAUGAAGACCGUCUCCAUAAGACAGGGUUACGUGGCAGGAAAGGCAACUUGGCCAUUUGUGUGAUUGUUCUUCUUUUUAUUUUGGCUGUCAUCAAUCUGAUUAUUACGCUAGUUAUCUGGGCAGUGAUUCGAAUUGGUCCCAAUGGUUGUGACAGUAUGGAGUUCCAUGAGAGUGGCUUGUUGCGGUUUAAGCAAGUUUCUGACAUGGGCGUGAUACAUCCAUUAUAUAAAAGUACUGUAGGAGGCAGACGUAAUGAAGAUUUGGUGAUCACUGGAAAUAAUCAGCCUAUUGUGUUUCAGCAAGGAACAACAAAGCUUAGUGUGGAAAAAGACAAAACUUCUAUUACCAGCGAUAUUGGCAUGGAAUUUGUUGACCCACGGACACAAAAUACCUUGUUCAGCACAGACUAUGAAACUCAUGAGUUUCAUCUGCCAAAUGGAGUUAAAAUCUUGAAUGUACAAAAGGCCUCUACAGAGAGGAUUACCAGCAAUGCGACCAGUGAUCUAAACAUAAAGGUCGAUGGCCGUGCUAUUGUCCGUGGAAAUGAAGGUGUUUUCAUCACAGGCAAGACCAUUGAGUUUCGAAUGGGGGGUAACAUGGAACUUAAAGCAGAAAACAGCAUUAUCCUGAAUGGAACUGUGAUGGUCAGCCCAUCGCGACUGCCAAGUUCUUCUUAUGGGGAGCAGUUCAAUAACGGCAACUGGCUGCGCUUCAAGCUCUGUAUGUGUGCGGAUGGGACACUGUUCAAGGUUCAGGUGACAGGUUAUAACAUGGGUUGUCAGACUUCUGUCAAUCCAUGCGGAGCCACGCACUAAAACACAAACCACUAGCAGCAGAGUUCUCUUUUGUGUUUACAUAUAUUUGUAUGAAGUAAUUGCAUGCCUUCAAGGAUUUCUGAUUUUACAGCAGUUUAUACUAACAUUUAUUACAUAAUAUUUUUAAGUGAAGGCUGUUACGUUCAGCAGUAUUAUGUCAUCCUGUUAGCUGUAAUAGUGGCACUGAUUUAGUAAACUUUCAGUCUACAUGCAUACUGAAGUAUGUUCCUGAAUUGGGAUCAGUAGAAUAUAUUUAAAGAACGUGAUCUUAGCAACAAUCUUGACUGCCUUCAGUUGCUUUUAGAGGAGGUUUUUGUCCUACAUCCCAACACCAUGAGGGUGGCUGAGAACACAACUGUCAUCUGAAGUACUUCAACAGGAAUGUCGAUUUGUUCUUGGAAGUGGAUUUGCCUAGGAUGGCUGAAGUGGCAGAUUUUUGUCUUCUCUUCAUUUCUUGCUAAAGGUUGAUGUAAUGAUUUCCCCCAAAAUUAUGUGGUUUAGCAUAUGUGUACUACGAGAGGGGUAAUCGCAGAUUCACUUUAAAAUAUUGCAUUAUUUCUGCCAUACAUUCUCAUGUAGUUAAAAAAAUGAUGCUAGCAUAAAUAAUAUUUGUAAAGUAAUAUCAAGUGUGGAAAUGUAACUUCAGUUUUGAAAUAGUCUUACGAUUAUUGAAGUGUUGUUUAAGGUCCCAUUCUAUCUCUGCAGUUUAGGCAUUCUACGGUUGUUUAAUUUAUGUGAAGUAUUUAUAAAAUGUGUUUACAUUAGAAGCACAUUUUUAAAGAUGUACUUAUGACUUGCUCACUACCCAAAAAAAAUGUUUUCCUGGGUGCUUUAAUGUGAACAGUGUAUGAAUCCAUUAUUCAACAGGUAAUAAUCUAAAGCAUGACUUGCAGCAGCAUCUGAGAUCAGAUCUCUUUUUCCCCAUAAAUAUCAGUACUGAUGCACUGAACCUCAGAAUUAAAUCCUGAAGUUAAACUGCAGGUCUAUAAUUCUAAACGUGAUGGUAUUGGAUCCUAUGACAGCAGAGUAAGUACAUGUGAAUAUCUGAAUUUGAAAACAGUGAAACUGUGUCUAUGGUGAACUGGGGCCUUACAGAAACUAUUCUAGCCUUGUAACUGCUUUUGCAGAGGUAAGGUGUUCUGUACUAAAAAUAGACCAGCUCAUUAUAAGAUUCCUCCUUUCCCCACCCCAUGUAUUUCUUCAGUUUAAAAUAGUUUUGUUUUGCAGUAGCAUCAAGUAACCUUAAUAAUGGAGGCCACGAAGGUGACUUUGCAAGUAGCUUUUUGACAAGUUUUUCUAGAUAUGCACACACUUCUCUUUCUAAAUGUUAUGCAAAUGUUACACAUUAACUUCAGAAUUGGUCAUUUGUGAUGGGAAGAUAAAGUAUCUACCCUUGUUUUUAUAGCUCUCAAAGUACAUAGAAUUCCACAAAAUACAAAUCAGCACCUGCUGCAACAAGAACUUCAUGUCCAAGGUCCCAAUUCCUGUAUUUACUAGAAGUCAGUAAAUCCUCAUGCAGGAUGUGUAUGGGUGGAAGUGAUUUCUAGAGGGGGAUGCUUAGGUCAGGCAUUACGCCACGCAGGAGGUCAGAGGGGUCACGUUUCCAUCAUUGCUCAAAGGCAAAGCCAGAUUUUGAUGCUCAGUAGUUGUUGGGGUUUUGGGGGGCAGACAGCAGCAGAACUUUCUAACAACAACAGAAUAAACAGAAUAAAAUGUAGCAAAGGCCAUUGAAUUUCUCACAUUAAAGAUUAUGGGAAAGUACUAACAUUUUGCAUACUGCCUUCAUGAACUUCAUAGGUUUACUAGAGUUAAUAUUUAUUAACCACUUCAACACACAUUUUGCUGAAAAUGUGCACACAUCUUUGCUGCUAAGUACUGCCUCAAUUAGUAUCUCUUACCGUUAAGAGGAGGAAAUAAACUAUAACAUUUUUAGAAUUUUCACUGUCAUGCUAAUGGAAGUUUGUCACUUUAUUUUUAUAUAUAUAAAUAUAUAUAUAUAUAUGCAUGUAUAAACAUAUAAGCAGCAGUGUCUUCAAAGCUGAAAUAGAUCUUGAAAAUUAUAGAUACCGCCUCGGUCAAGUAGAUUACACACAAAGAGCAUGUUAAAGCUCUUCUCUGGUUAAUACUGACAUGCCUAUAUGUUAGUAUUGGAUUCUUGUAAUUCUCAAGAAUUCUUUUUAAAAUACUGUAUGCAGCAUAGCUGAAAGAUUUGUCACAAAGGUACUCUUAAAUCAUGGUCUGGAGAAUUGGUUUUGAAGUCUCGAUUUUUUGUCAAAACAUAGCAAAACCGAUCAUACAAAUAACAAAUGAAAUAAAUGAUCAAUUUGUUAGCCACUAUUUAUGUAUUGUUAAUAUAUUUUGUUGCCUUCACUACACAGUUUGAGAAAUGUUGGCACCACAUAUGCCUCGUGUUGUGCAUUUUUUUGUUGUUUAUCUUCUAACUGCCUAAGGUACGUUUUUCUAUGCGUAUUUAAAACAUUGUGUGGCACAUUAUUUAUUUCAAUCCCACAGAUGCAUUUAAGAUUCUGUGUGUUUAAGGUACAUUCUACAUGCCUCUGUGUAAAAUACCAUACUGGGUACGUUGAAACAACUUACAUGUGAGGAGUUCUCAGUGUAUGUAAAGGUGGUGGUUGUUUCAAUAGGUGAAAGACAAUUGAAUUUCUAAUCUUUGUUUUGAAAUGAAACAAUAAAUUCUAAGAUGCA
Harpia harpyja (harpy eagle) is the source of this 3754-nucleotide messenger RNA. It is a transcript of the gene SGCB, whose product is annotated as sarcoglycan beta. The transcript is spliced from 6 exons. NCBI's taxonomy places the organism in Eukaryota, Metazoa, Chordata, Aves, Accipitriformes, Accipitridae. Gene Ontology annotation, biological process: muscle organ development. Bases 104 to 1051 code for a protein of 315 amino acids. Gene Ontology annotation, cellular component: sarcolemma; sarcoglycan complex. The record is from RefSeq and is a predicted model, not a curated record.